AUGACACGUGAUACCUCCCAGCUAAUGGAUACCAUCAUGAUGGCACCCGCAAUUCCCCCUGACAUACACAGAAGAGAUGUUCGGGCAGUCACUUAUGAAGAGGCAAAGCACUGGUGCUCCAUUGUCUACGAUGAGCUGCAUAAUCGCAUUGGGGAGGUAUUCCAUGCUUCUUCCACCAGCAUCUUGGUGGAUGGCUUCACUGAUCCUUCAGACAAUAAGAACAGAUUCUGCUUGGGGCUGCUCUCGAAUGUUAACCACAACUCCACCAUUGAGAACACUAGGCAGCAUAUUGGCAAAGGUGCUCAUCUCUAUUAUGUUGGUGGGGAGGUGUAUGCUGAGUGUCUGAGCGACAGCAGUAUUUUUGUGCAAAGUUGGAGCAGCAACUACCAUCAUGGGUUCCAUCCCACCACAGUCUGCAAAAUCCCCAGUGGCUACAGUCUGAAAAUUUUCAAUAAUCAAGAGUUUGCUCAGCUGUUGGCUCAAUCAGUUAAUCAUGGAUUUGAGACAGUGUAGGAGCUUACUAAGAUGUGCACCCUCCAUAUAGUAAAGGGUUGGGGAGCUGAGUAUCAUAGCCAAAAUGUAGCAAGCACUCCAUGCUGGAUAGAAAUACAUCUUCAUGGUCCCCUUCGAUGGCUGGAUAAAGUACUUACUCAGAUGGGCUCUCCUCAUAAACCUAUUUCUUCAAUGUCUUAA
This is a messenger RNA of Athene cunicularia (burrowing owl), 693 nucleotides long. Its product is annotated as mothers against decapentaplegic homolog 1-like. Gene Ontology annotation, molecular function: RNA polymerase II cis-regulatory region sequence-specific DNA binding; I-SMAD binding; DNA-binding transcription factor activity, RNA polymerase II-specific. NCBI's taxonomy places the organism in Eukaryota, Metazoa, Chordata, Aves, Strigiformes, Strigidae. Gene Ontology annotation, cellular component: heteromeric SMAD protein complex. Gene Ontology annotation, biological process: cell differentiation; anatomical structure morphogenesis; transforming growth factor beta receptor signaling pathway. The record is from RefSeq and is a predicted model, not a curated record.